UUGAUAUUCUUAGAUCACACUCUAGCAAAAUUGAAAAAUGUCGAUGGAAGAAAAGAAAAUAGAAAAUGGAAGUGGUGAUUUUGGGGAUAGUCAUAAGAGGCUCAACAUGUAUGCUUGUGCCUCUGUGGUAGCUGCCUCCGUUAUCUUUGCUCUAUAUGGAUAUGUUAUGGCAGUGAUGACCGGAGUUCUAUUAUUCAUAAAAGAAGAUCUUCAACUCAGUGACCUACAAGUGCAGUUCUCCGUGGGCCUGUUACACAUGUCUGCACUCCCGGCAUGCAUGACGGCCGGAAGAAUCGCCGAUUACAUCGGCCGCCGCUACACCAUCAUUCUAACAGCCAUCAUCUUCUUGGUGGGUUCAGUUCUAAUGGGCUAUGGCCCAUCCUACCCAAUCUUAAUGAUUGGACUCAGCAUUUCAGGGAUAGGACUUGGUUUCUCACUGAUUGUAGCACCAGUUUACUGUGCUGAGAUUUCACCUCCUUCUCAUAGAGGCUUCCUCACUUCAUUCCUUGAAGUUUCCACAAAUGCCGGGAUCGCGCUUGGUUAUGUCUCAAACUAUUUCUUUGGAAAAUUGUCAAUAAGACUAGGAUGGAGACUAAUGUUGGUUGUACAUGCAGUUCCAUCACUUGCAUUGGUUGCUCUCAUGUUGAAUUGGGUAGAGUCACCAAGGUGGUUGGUCAUGCAAGGACGUGUAGGUGAAGCUAGGAAAGUGCUUUUACUAGUGUCAAAUACAAAGGAAGAAGCUGAGCAACGUUUGAAGGAAAUAAAAGUAGCUGUUGGGAUUGAUGAAAAAUGCACACAGGACAUUGUUCAAGUUCCUAACAGAACUCGCAAUGGUGGAGGAGCUUUCAGGGAAAUGUUCUGCAAACCUACACCUCCUGUUCGUAGGAUACUAAUUGCGGCUGUUGGAGUUCAUGCGUUCCAGCAACUCAGUGGUGUCGGCGCGAUCUUGUUAUAUUGUCCAAGAAUCUUUGAGACAAUAGGAGUCACUGAUCAGAGCAAGAUGUUGCUUGCUACAGUUGGAAUGGGGCUCAGCAAACUUGUUUUUGCAGUCAUGUCAGUUUUCUUGUUGGACAGAGUUGGGAGGAGGUUGUUGUUGUUGAUAAGCUCAGGAGUUAUGGCUGUGUCCCUUUUAGGAUUGGGUAGUGUCUUGACCUUGGUGGAGAACUCUAAUAGGGAAAAUCUUGGUUGGGCACUAGGGUUUGCCAUUGUUGCUACCUACACCUAUGUGGCUUUUAUGACUAUUGGAAGUGGGCCUGUGACAUGGGUUUAUAGCUCUGAGAUAUUGCCCUUGAGGUUGAGAGCACAAGGUCUUUCUAUCUGUGUGGCUGUGAACAGAAUUAUAGACAUGACAAUGGCUACUAGUUUCAUUUCAAUUUAUAAAAUGAUGACCAUGGGUGGAACUUUCUUUAUGCUUGCUGGUAUCAAUGUUGUAGCUUGGAGUUUCUACUAUUUCUUCUUGCCUGAAACUAAAGGAAGAUCAUUAGAAGACAUGGAAACUAUCUUUGGAAAACGUUUCAAGCCUAAUUGCAACAAUGGAGCCUAGUUUCAACAUGUAUAGCUGUGUUUUUCCAGCUUGGGUUCUCUCCAGCACAAUCCUGUCCAGCCUCCCUCUAGAAAGUUUAUGGCCAUUGAUUCAUAUAUUUUGAUGGCGGAUAUUUGUGUAUAAAAAAUAUCACUAAAAACUUUUAAUGGCUGAUUUACACUUACAGGAACCUCGUGCGGCCGAAGAAGAUCCACACUCUUGUGUUUUUCUUCAAAUAAGUGCUUUUUUAAUAAAAACUAAAUUGAGACUCACGUGUUUGGUAAGAUUCUUUGAAUGAAUGUUA
Molecule: messenger RNA, 1826 nt
Organism: Lotus japonicus
Lineage: Eukaryota; Viridiplantae; Streptophyta; Magnoliopsida; Fabales; Fabaceae
Product: probable polyol transporter 3
Exons: 2
Coding region: 38-1543 (501 amino acids)
Biological process (GO): transmembrane transport
Cellular component (GO): membrane
Molecular function (GO): carbohydrate transmembrane transporter activity
Source: RefSeq, a predicted model, not a curated record